Guyanagaster necrorhizus is the source of this 657-nucleotide messenger RNA. RefSeq lists its product as uncharacterized. The record is from RefSeq and is a predicted model, not a curated record. NCBI's taxonomy places the organism in Eukaryota, Fungi, Basidiomycota, Agaricomycetes, Agaricales, Physalacriaceae. The transcript is spliced from 3 exons. Bases 1 to 657 code for a protein of 218 amino acids.
AUGGAGAGCCAGGUCGCUCCGAUUUGCGGAAUGAUAUCCUCAUAUGAGACAAAGAUCCAGGAUAUGGACACGGAGAAAUCUCGUUUGGCACAGUUUAUUUCCGACAUGAAAAACCGUAUCUCGCUUGCUCAGCAAAAAGUGGACACUCUCUGUCAGGAAAGACAGCGCAUUUCCGACGCCAAAAUCAAAUGGAAGCAGCUCCUUCAUCCAAUUAGACAGUUCCCCGCAGAAAUACUUCUUCGUAUCUUCCGCUCGACUAUUGACUUCCCCCAUUUCGUACCGUACGAGGUGACCGCUGGGACUUUCAUCCCGCUGAAAUCACUCUUUGUCGUCCAAUACCUCGCAUCCGAGAUUUUCUGUGCCAUCCCAUCACUGCGUUUUUCAUUGCCAUCUUUGAAAAGCCCGUGUCUUUUUCCCACGGAUGGAGAAGCCAUUGAUGACUACGAAGACCUGGUUUUGUUUCUCUGCCCGCUACUCCGCCGGCUUCAUGUUGUCGAAGUUCCGCGUGUUGUCGCACUUCUUUUGCCUUCCGUCAAUCUAUGUCGAUUUAUCGAUGCAGAUGAUGUGGCAGAUGAAGACGAGGUGGAACGUAUCGCCAUUCUUUCGCACCUAUACCUUUACGGACUGGGAUACCUCCGAGCCCGUAUCGGGUUCUAA